Molecule: messenger RNA, 2283 nt
Organism: Suncus etruscus (white-toothed pygmy shrew)
Lineage: Eukaryota; Metazoa; Chordata; Mammalia; Eulipotyphla; Soricidae
Gene: SLC7A5
Product: solute carrier family 7 member 5
Exons: 10
Coding region: 51-1565 (504 amino acids)
Biological process (GO): neutral amino acid transport; amino acid transmembrane transport
Cellular component (GO): membrane
Molecular function (GO): neutral L-amino acid transmembrane transporter activity; L-amino acid transmembrane transporter activity
Source: RefSeq, a predicted model, not a curated record
CGGUGCCUGGGACAGACGCUCGGGGCUGUUCGUAGCGGGCUGCGGGCGGCAUGGCAGGCUCGGGCCCGAAGCGGCGCGUGGCGACGAGCCCCGGCACGGCCGAGGAGGAGCGGCAGGCCCGAGAGCGCAUGCUGGGCGAGCGGUGCCCGCCGAGCGAGGGCGAUGGCGAGGGCGUGACCCUGCAGCGCAACAUCACUCUGCUCAACGGCGUGGCCAUCAUCGUGGGCACCAUCAUCGGCUCGGGCAUCUUCGUGACACCCACGGGCGUGCUCAAGGAGGCGGGCUCGCCCGGGCUGGCGCUCGUCGUGUGGGCCGUCUGCGGCGUCUUCUCCAUCGUGGGCGCGCUCUGCUACGCCGAGCUGGGCACCACCAUCUCCAAGUCGGGCGGCGACUACGCCUACAUGCUGGAGGUGUACGGCUCGCUGCCCGCCUUCCUCAAGCUCUGGAUCGAGCUGCUCAUCAUCCGCCCGUCGUCGCAGUACAUCGUGGCGCUGGUCUUCGCCACCUACCUGCUCAAGCCCAUCUUCCCCACCUGCCCAGUGCCCGAGGAGGCGGCCAAGCUGGUGGCCUGCCUCUGUGUGCUACUGCUCACAGCUGUGAACUGCUACAGUGUGAAGGCGGCCACCCGGGUACAGGAUGCCUUCGCUGCUGCCAAGCUCCUGGCUCUGGCCCUCAUCAUUCUCCUGGGCUUCAUCCAGCUCGGCAAAGGUGACGUGUCCAAUCUCAAUCCUGGACACUCCUUCGAGGGCACCAACCUGGACGUGGGCAACAUUGUGCUGGCCCUAUACAGUGGCCUCUUCGCCUAUGGCGGCUGGAACUACUUGAAUUUCGUCACCGAAGAGAUGAUAAACCCCUACAGGAACCUGCCCUUGGCCAUCAUCAUCUCGAUGCCCAUCGUCACGCUGGUCUACGUGCUCACCAACCUUGCUUACUUCACUACGCUCACCACUGAGCAGAUGCUGGCCUCCGAAGCUGUGGCUGUGGACUUCGGGAACUACCACCUAGGGGUCAUGUCCUGGAUCAUCCCUGUCUUUGUGGGCUUGUCCUGCUUUGGCUCCGUCAACGGCUCCCUCUUCACAUCAUCCAGGCUGUUCUUCGUGGGCUCCCGGGAAGGCCACCUACCUUCAGUCCUGUCCAUGAUCCAUCCACAGCUGCUCACGCCAGUGCCCUCACUCAUCUUCACGUGCGCCAUGACCCUGUUCUACGCCUUCUCCAACGAUAUCUUCUCUGUCAUCAACUUCUUCAGCUUCUUCAACUGGCUGUGUGUGGCUCUGGCCAUCCUUGGUCUGCUCUGGCUGCGCUACAAGAAGCCAGAGCUGGAGCGGCCCAUUAAGGUGAACUUGGCACUGCCACUCUUCUUCAUCCUGGCCUGCUUCUUCCUCAUCGCUGUCUCAUUCUGGAAGACACCCGUGGAAUGCGGCAUUGGCUUCGCCAUCAUCCUCAGUGGGCUGCCUGUCUAUUUCCUCGGCGUGUGGUGGCAGAAUAAGCCCAAGUGGCUGCUCCAGGGCAUCUUUUCCACCACUGUUGUCUGUCAGAAGCUCCUGCAGGUGGUACCCCAGGAAUAACUGAACGGGCACCAGCUGUCAACGAACCCAGCGGACCCCGCUCAUACCGGCUGGCCCGCACCUGCACACUCCCGGGGCAGUGGCAGAUGGGCCCAGCCCUUAGCGCCCAUCUUGGUUUGGUGCUCAUGGGCCACAAUCCGUCAUUCCUCUGCUUGGCUCAACGACUCCCCUCACCCUAUUUUAUUUGUAAUAUUAUUUUUUUUUAACUUAAAUUUGAGGUCAAGAUGACAGUACCAGGUAAUUAUUUUUUAAAGAAAUGGGGCACCUCAGGGAAGGUACCAACAGAGCCCUGUACAUGGCAGAUGGGGUUCCUGGACAGCCAGACAGGGACCCCUGUGCUGGCCCAUCAUCCAGCCCCUGGGCAUAGGACUCUGUCUCCUGGUGACCAAGGCUCACAACUCUGGGCAGGGCCACCUCUGCACAGGGUGUGUCUGGGCAGGGCCAGGGGACGGGUCAUCCUAGAGCAGGGAGGGAGAGACAAGACAGAGUCUGGACUGGAGAGAGAAUCAUGUCCUGGAACGUGGCCUUCAAGCUGCAGGCAUGAGAAGGCCAGAGCGCUGUUGUAGAAUCCUCAACACUGGAGCCCCUGGGAGUUCUGCCCACGUGUGUGCCUAUCUGGGCUCUCCUACUCCUGGGGGCGGUGGUGGCCUUGUGGCCUUCGUGCCCACCUCAUGGCUGAUCUGUUACACUGGGCAGGAAGGGGUUUAUUGGUUUGUUU